UUAACUGAGAAGCCACGUGUCUGCCAUUUUUAAAUUUCUUAUUUUAUUUAAAGGGAAACCAGCGAUUUGAAGAUGAGACUAAAUAUUGCCAUCUUCUUUGGGGCUCUCUUUGGCGCCUUGGGGGUUUUACUCUUUUUGGUGGCUUUUGGAUCGGAUUACUGGCUUCUUGCAACUGAAGUGGGGAAGUGUUCAGGUGAACAGAAUAUAGAGAAUGUCACUUUCCACCAUGAAGGAUUCUUCUGGAGAUGUUGGUUUAGUGGGAUUGCAGAAGAGAAUGAUUCCAGUAUCUGGAAGUUCUGGUACACCAAUCAGCCACCAUCCAAGAACUGCAUGCACGCUUACCUGUCACCAUAUCCCUUCACUAGAGGGGAGCACAAUUCAACCUCCUAUGACUCCGCUGUCGUUUACCGUGGUUUCUGGGCAGUCCUGAUGCUUCUGGGGGUCGUCGCCGUGGUGACCGCGAGCUUUCUGGUCAUCUGUGCAGCCCCCUUUGCGAGCCACGUUCUCUAUAAAGCCGGCGGAGGCGGGUACAUCGCUGCAGGCAUCCUGUUUUCCCUGGUGGUGAUGCUGUAUGUCAUCUGGGUCCAGGCAGUGGCUGACAUGGAAGGCUACAAAACCAUGAAAAUGAGAGACUGCUUGGAGUUCACCCCUUCUGUUCUGUACGGCUGGUCAUUUUUUCUGGCUCCAGCAGGGAUAUUUUUUUCUCUGCUAGCUGGAUUACUAUUUCUAGUUAUUGGACGGCAUAUUCAGGUACAUCACUAAUCAAACUGUUGCCACCCAUGUUUUCUCGAGAGGUUUUAAAACAGAGCAUUUUUUUUUCAUUUUGUUUUGUUGAUCCCUGUGGAGAAUUAGUUGAUGAGGUUUUUAGAUGCUAUUUAAAUUUUACUUUUGUAUUUUACUUGUGAUUUCCCCUGAUAGGAAGGUCCCAGAAUCUUUCCCCACAUCCACUUGUAUCCACCUUACAUAGAUGCUAACAAGAACCUAGUUCUCUAAGAAGCAGGCAAGGCCUCCCUUCAUUGCACCUGUUAGAGCUCACUCAGGUUACAAAGGCCUGUUAACGGUACAGGGUCAUCACCUGGGCCAAUGGAGCUUUGAUUUAAAACGUCCUUCUUGGCAUUCACGUCUGCUGCUAUUUUAAAAAUAUCUUUGGAGAAUAAUUAAGAAUGGAAAACAAAUGUUGUCAGAGAACUUAGUCCACUUCUUCUCCACACACAUGCAUAUCCACGUACACGUUCACUGACUCCUGUGAGCCAAUUAUUCAUGACUUAAACAUAGAGAGCCGUGUGCUCAGGCAGAGCCGUGCAAACACAUCAGAUAACGUGGGCCACAACCAGACUGAGAAUGCGUACUUACUCCACGUUCUCACCAACAGUAGUUUGGUUACUUACUUAAUCACUGAGGCUGCUUAGUGGUGCCUGCUUACCUAAACCUUAACUGUGUUUAAAAGUGGCAAAUCUGUACGCCAAAUCAGUCAUAAUGCAGACUGAGUUUUUGUGAGCUCAGUGGAUUAAUUGUAAUAUGUAACAUGAUUGAAAAUAACAGCCAAGCACCUUAGCUUAGUACAGAGUUCUGUUUGAUGUUUUAAAAUUCCUAUUUAAAAGUAUAUGCUAAUAUGUUCAGCAUGUGAAAAUCUAUUGAUGAAAUGUGCUUUUAAUAUACACUAGCUAUUAACUUUCAAAAUAUUUCCAUAUGAAAUAAUAGCCUUGCUUUAUUAAAGACUAUGAAAUAGUAACUUUUCCCAAGAUUUUAUGGGUUGUAGUUUGGUUUCCUUAAUUAUUGUCUCAGUUCCUUCAUCUUUACCAUAGGUAUAUUAACAUUUACAGAUCUUCCAUUUCCUUUCACCUCUUGGAAGAGAACUUUGUGCUGGUUCGUGGAUAAUUCUUUCUUACUUGCUAGUGUAGACAUGUAGGCGUUUUGCAUAUCAAAGAUGUUUGUUUGGCACUAAUAUUGAUUGACAUCAAAUCCAUCAGAGAAGCCUGAUUGCAUUUUGGAAAUCUCCACCAAGGAGCAGUUUGGUGUUGGUGAGGGAACAGAGAACCUGCGUGGUGUGCAAACUUUGUUCUGGGCACAGCAUUUUACCAUGCAGCUGUCGUGAAUCCCUAAGGCGGGACUACGGGACACGUUAAGUCAGAGUGACCACCGAGAAGAUGCAGUGGGGCAGGGGGGCGAUUGCUUUCCGUUCCGCAGCUCCCAUGAUGGAGGGAUUGCCUGUCUUCUUACACAUCUGUCCUUUCCAUUAACCUGUUUCUGUGGGGGGAUUUCUGGAGGGAUCACCAUGGUCCGAGGUAUCUGCAGAAUCAUUAGGGCAUUUUAGUGUUUAGUGACAGAUAGGAUUUGCCUGUAAUAAAAACGAAACACAAGACUACAAAAGACACACACACACACACACACACACACACACAGCUUCAGGGGUUUAACUGGUUUGUUUCUGAGUUAUAUCAUAAACGUUUUUUGUGAUACUUGCCUUUGUCCUUCCCCGUUUUCAUUUUUAUAUUGCUCCAUUUACUUCUUUGCUUUUGGCUUGAUUAUUAGAAAAAUAAUUAUGAGUUCUGUUAUGCAUAUUUGCUGUGAUAUUAAGUUAUGGCAUGCCACUAAGUUUUCCAGAUUAUGCUAGAUGUAUUUGAUUAGUUCAUGUCAUCUGUAAAUACAAUUCCUUUUCGUAGAACUUUGGAAUGGAGCCUUUUUUCUGGUGUAUUAUAUGUCAUUUGAAUUUCACAUACAAGCUGCUUUCAGUAAAGGUUUGAAUAUUUAUCAA
Molecule: messenger RNA, 2755 nt
Organism: Suricata suricatta (meerkat)
Lineage: Eukaryota; Metazoa; Chordata; Mammalia; Carnivora; Herpestidae
Gene: TMEM182
Product: transmembrane protein 182
Exons: 5
Coding region: 73-762 (229 amino acids)
Cellular component (GO): membrane
Source: RefSeq, a predicted model, not a curated record